UCGUCAUAAACUUAACCCAUAAUAAUCACAACCGUAACACUACAUUACUUCUGGAAACCAGAAAGACCGGUCGUUUCAUAUUCAACCGCUUAAAAAUAAAACCCCUUAAAGUAAGGAGCCAAUGAGUCAUGACAACUUUAGGCCUAUAUAAUUAUAAGGAUCAUCAUAAAAUAACGACAAAUAACUCUAGAUGAUGCAGAAGCCAAGAAACAUAAAAGAAAUCACUGAUCUCUGAAGCCAGCAACACAGAGCGAGAUGCAGAGAAUCGGACUGGAUCAGGUAGAGGUGGUAGAAGAGGUGAUGCAGAGAAUCGGACUGGAUCAGGUAGAGGUGGUAGAAGAGGUGAUGCACGUGGAGAAGGAGCUAGGGGAAAUUAGUACUGAACCCAAAAUGUUUCAUGGGAGAAGAUCAGCUUUUAAAGUAAACAGGAGGGACACCAAACAAGAAGUAUGCCAGGAUCUGGACCCGUUACUGCUGAUGACUGGACCUAACAACUUGGUUAGAAGAACUUCAGUUGCUCUUCAGAAAGUGCAACAAAAGCACCGAAUAGACCUGGCAGCUAAACGUGCCGGAAUAAAACGAUGUAGAGAACGAGGUUUGCGGAUGAUAAAACACGAUGCUCGUAUAGGGGUGGGGUUUGACUUUAAAGCUGGGGGUAUUUUCGAGGACAUGACCUUCGAGAAAGAGCGUACUCUAUUACAGCUGUGGGAUUUAUAUCGUAAUGGAUACACCCCCGACCAAGUACUGGCCACGAUGUACGUUCCAAUAAUAGUGAUUGAUAACGGUGGAAGAGUGAGGUGUAAAGCAGAGCGGGGUGCACUGGACGAGACGAUGAUCAGUGAACUUAGAGCCAGAUAUCAGGGAAUAAAGGAGGAGGACAUGAUACAGCGAGAACAAAACGAAGCAGCACGGUACAACGAUCUACACGGUAUCUCUAGGUUAGGAGCGAUCAGUGCUAUGGGGAGUAAUCUUCUCGAUACUGUGUCUGGGUCCCCCAAACAUAGCCGGCCUCAUAGCAUGCUGUCUCAUCAUAAAGACAGUUCGUUCAAUCGAAGUACUGAAGAGUGGACAGAGGGAGACGGGGAGAAUUUGCUGUCAGGAGACCAGAAUUUCAGAUAUCCCUGUCCAAUAAUUUACUACUGUUGUUAUACGUGUCUGAAGACUGAGGACUGAUAACAUUGGCACGUGACGGAUAACGUGUUAACGUUAUCACUUGAUACUGUUAAAUUUGACACGUGUUCUUACAAUUUGUUUUAAAGUGUGAUUGCAGCUUUCUUAUUUUGAGCAAAUCAAAAGGAUUUAAUGUUUUUUUUGUGUGGGAGAUAGUUUUGUGUGGCAGAGUAUUUGUUAAGUUACAGUUUAUUGAAUGUCGUGACCUUUUUUCAAAUGUUUUACAAAACAUAAUUAAAUGUACUUAUCUCGAAGCUGUUAGAGUGUUUAAUAGAGAAGCGAGACGAAUAGUUUGUAAAUAAACCCUUAUCCGCAUAUUUUCAAG
Messenger RNA from Bolinopsis microptera, 1495 nucleotides. RefSeq lists its product as uncharacterized. NCBI's taxonomy places the organism in Eukaryota, Metazoa, Ctenophora, Tentaculata, Lobata, Bolinopsidae. The coding region runs from base 256 to 1173 and encodes 305 amino acids. The transcript has 7 exons. The record is from RefSeq and is a predicted model, not a curated record.